CUUAACGAAAGUGGGAGAUUUGAGCUGGUCUCUACUGUUCUUCGUUCGCGUUGUUGCCGCCCUUUUCGUACCACCUAUCUCAUCCGAUUUGUCAGACUGUUGAUCAUCAGUCCUUCCUGUGUGGAGGGUGUAUUAUGUCGUCAUGUGGAACUACAUAAGCAGCGUAUCAGUGGUAUAAUGUACAUUGUACCACUGAUUACUUUGUGGUACGUACCACAAGGUUUGUUUGUCAGUUAAUGAAAACCUGGAAAGACGGUGAAUUUGUAUUAUUGUGCUCAGCUUUUUAUUCUUUGUUUUUUGGCUCAAAAAUACAUUUAAAUCAAAUCUAGGUCAAUUAUCAUUUUUGCCAAUAAGGAAGCAGAUCCAAAUAUCAUUUCACAAUUUUCGGUUGUCAUAUUUGUGAGUCAUAUGGAAUACUACGUAACCUCCCUAACUAAAACGUGUGGCUUUCUUACAAAGACCGCCUGUCGAGUUUCGACUUAGAGGUCCAGUCCAUAAGGCAGUGGAGCAACGUUCGGAAGUAUCGUCUUGUGGCAGCUAAUGGCUAAAAUUAAAUAUACAUGCCAUUUUUCCUUCAUGACCCUAGAGUCCAUGAGCACUAUUGACUAGAAAUCAAGGUAUUCCAACGUCUCCGUACUCUACUAACCCGGUGUAAACGCCCGACAUUCGAUUUUCGUCCCCUUAUUUCUGUAAACAACGCCUCUGCUGCAUGUAAGUAUCGAUUUCGGCUUCUGUGGUAGUGGGCAUAAACACAUGACCAUGUAAGAACAUUUCGAGAUAGAGCGGAUUCUCUUCAUCUUGACGAGACUCUAGUUUAAGGACGACCUUUGAACGAAUCUUAAGUGACCUUGACAAUUAUUAGCCAAUCAGAAGAAAGUUAGUAUAAAGUGAAAAUAUAUUAUAUGAAAGUAAUGAAUUACAAUCGAUAUUCUUCUUUUACAUGAUUUAAAAACUUGUUAAGGUUUGAUUAAGGUUCAGAGGUUCUGAAUUCACAAUUCAUAUGGAAUAGAAACUCGUCUAUUGGGUUAGUGUUAGGUUUACGUGUAAGGUUAGGGUUAGGGUUAGUUGAGAGUUAAGGUUUAGGGUUAGGUGAGGGUUUAGGGUUAAGGUUAGAGUUUAGGGUUAGUUGAGGGUUAGGGUUAGGUGAGGGUUUAAGGUUAGGUUUUGGGUUAGGUGAGGGUUUAGGGUUAAGGUUUAGGGUUAGGUGAGGGUUUAGGGUUAAGGUUAGAGUUUAGGGUUAGUUGAGGGUUUAGGGUUAAGGUUAGAGUUUAGGGUUAGUUGAGGGUUAAGGUUUAGGGUUAGGGUUAGGUGAGGGUUUAGAGUUAGGUGAGGGUUUAGGGUUAGGGUUAGGUGAGGGUUAGGGUUAGUUGAGGGUUAUUUUUAGGGUUAGGUGAGGGUUUAGGGUUAGAGUUAGGCGAGGGUUAGGGUUAGGUGAGGGUUAAGGUUAGGGUUAGGAUGCUAACAUACGAGUUUUUAAAUCAUGUUAAAGAAGAAUAUCCACUGUAAUUUAUUACUUUCUUUUAAUAUAUUUUUACUUUAUGCUGUCUUCUGAUUGACUAAUAAUUGAAAUCGCUCAAACGCUUCUGAUUGGCUCGUCCCUAAAUUAGAGUCUCGCCGUCCUAUCUGUUGUAACCUCUCAUUAAUCACCUACUCUCUAAAAUCCGCUGUGAACCGAUCGUAUGUUAGGAGCGCGUGUUGAACUUGGCUCCGUGACCUUAAAAUUGCUCAAACGCUUCUGAUUGGCUCGUCCCUAAAUUAGAGUCUCGCCCUUAACUCGUUUUGGUUUUGGGGGUGGGAUCUUACUUAAUGUCAAGCCAACGCACAACAAAUAUUCCGCUAACUUACUCAUCAGUUCUAGGAGAAUGACUGUUCAUCAAGAGUAGCGGUAAAAUUAGUGUAAAACCUCAAGCUCUCCAUAUUCCUUAUUGCUUAAUUUUCUUAACUUCCGAUUUGUCCACUACCAACUGAUGUUCUACUACCAUGUUUUCUAUUUUAGCCUUCCAUCCCCAUCGAGUGGAGUAUCUCUGAUCUUACACCUCAGCGUCUUUGAGGUUGAUGUCAAUCCUCUCGAAAACUAGGUUUCAUAUUUGUACCGCGACCUUUUAAGUAACACAAGAAAUACUUAGAUCGAAGUCGUCGAUUAAUUGUCUUUUGAAAAUGGCCAAGAAGAAAUCACUUGUUAUAACUGACCCAUCUGCAAAUCAAGGUUAUAUUGACGGAAAAUUUGAUAAAGAACCUUCAGACUUUUGUAAUAUUUGUCUUCUCAUAUUCCUCUACAUUUUGCAAGGCAUUCCUCUUGGACUGUCGUCUGCAGUCCCUUACUUAUUACAAUCAGAUCCAAAAUCGGCUAAUUACCAAUCACAAGCAGCUUUCUCGUUUGCAUUUUGGCCAUUUUCACUUAAAUUAGCUUGGGCUCCAAUAGUAGACUCGUUGUACAGUUCACGUAUAGGAAGACGAAAGACUUGGCUUAUUCCCGUUCAAUAUGCUCUUGGAAUUAACCUACUUAUUAUCGCGCUCUAUGUUAACCAGUGGUUGGGGCGUACACCUGAUAACCCAUGGGGCCCAUUAGGUGUAGUGCAUCCAGUGGAUAUCUCACGCUUGACUGUAGCUUUCUUUGGACUUACUUUUCUUGCAGCUACACAAGAUAUUGUAGUAGAUGGAUGGGCACUUACAAUGUUGUCUAGGAAAAACUUAGGAUGGGCUUCCACAUGUAAUACAGUUGGUCAAACAUUGGGUCAUUUAAUUGCGUUUGUCGUCCUCAUGUGUUUAGAAUCACCAGAUAUUUCUAAUAAGUAUAUACGAUUGACUCCUGUUGAAGGUGAAGGGCUGAUUACUUUUUCAGGUUUUCUUUAUUUUUGGGGUAUUGUAUUCCUGGUGGCAACCACACUUGUUGGAGUUUUUAAGAAGGAAGUACCUCAUAAUCUGUCCGUUAUAUCAUCUGCUCAUUCUAAUCAACUUGAUAAUCAUUCAAAUGGUUCGGUAGCCUAUUUAAAUCAAACAGGAAAUAUCGAAGGACAGUUAUCGUCUAGAAAUCGUAUCGCACAAACAAAUACAAUUGAUAAACAAAUUAGUUGUGAAUCCACUCGAAGUCGUUCACGUACUCCCAGUGGUUGGAGUCGUAUUAUUGAAAUUCCUCCCGAUGAAGAACUGAAUGUAACUGAGUCAAACAAAGAGUUGUCAUUAUUUGAUACCUAUCGUUUUAUGUUAGGUAUUUGUAAAUUGAAGCCUAUUUUACAAUACAUAUUGUUAUUAUUCAUUGCCAAGGUUUGCUUCUGUCCUGCAGAUGCGAUAUCUGGACUAAAGCUAAUCGAACAAGGUCUACCAAGAGAGCAACUUGUUUUCAUUGGGGUCCUACUUUUACCGCUUGAAGUGAUUCUACCACUGCUUAUUACUCAAGUGACAAAUGGACCGAAAUUAUUAAAAUAUUAUACAUGGGCUUUUUUACCUCGUUUACUUCUAGCAACAUUAUCUGUUCCAUUGAUUUAUUUUGCACCGUACUUUAAAAUUUCAAAUCAAGUCCAUUCAAUCAUUCGUAAUAAUCAUACAUUAGAAGAGUCAGCUCCCAUCCUUGAAUCAACUACAACUCAUACAUCAUUCUCAUGGCUUUUCUACGGUAUCAUGAUUUGUCAUUUGGCUAUUUAUUCAGUAUUCUCUACUGUGAUGUUUAUUACUCAAGUAUCAUUUCAUGCAAAAAUAAGUGAUCCAGCUGUAGGUGGAACUUAUAUGACGUUGUUAAAUACUGCGGCUAACUUAGCUACAAGUUUGCCGAAUACUCUCUUUUUAUCACUCGUCGAACCACUUACUCUACGAAAAUGCUCUGGAGCUGAUUUACUAAAAGCUGGGUUAUUAUCUUUACGAACUAAUUCUAUUCAAUCUGUUAAUACAAUGAAUAUAACUCAUCAUAUACAAUAUUCAAAAGAUGAGAUUUAUAGAAAUGGACAGUUAUGGUUGGCUAAUAAUGCUACCUGUGAGAAUUCUAAAACUAUUCAGGCUUGUCUUGAUAUCGGUGGAACAUGUUCAAAAUUGCUGGACGGUUUCUACGUUGAAGUUGGAUUAUGUUUGCUUUUCGGAUUGGUUACAUUCCCAACAAUAGUACUUCCUUAUGCUAAUCAUCUUGACACUCAACCUAAUGAGGCGUUUACUUUUCGUCCUUCAUCAUCACUAGCCAGACAUCAAAGUAGAAGUGAUAAUAAUGAGACAAAAAAAACUAGAAAGGAUUGAAAAAAGGCUUCGGAACUAAAGUAUAAUUUGUUUACCGUUUUGUGAAUAUAAUUCCCAUGUUGCACUGUCUUCUUGUUUGUUAUUUUGCCCAUUCUUGUUAUAUACAUUUAUGUGGAUGCUAUUUUACUUUUCACUUUCUAUGUGAAUGUUUUUCCACGAAAUAUUCAUCGCUGUGAAUUCGCUUCUCUCUGAGAUGUAGAUUUAUAACUCAUAUACACACGCACGCAUACUCACAUGUAUGUCCUAUCCUGCCCUUUCUACAUAAUGACACUGACGACGAUACUGGUAGUGUGAGAUUUAAUUAGGCAUAAAAUGUUGAAGUUCAUUAUUACAUCUUAAUUAUUUUGUGUUAUGUGUAUACAGAAAUGUAAUUUUAAAUUUCACGUUGUAGAUUGUUAUUUAUUUCAUAAUAUUCUAUUAUUUUUGUUAUUUACAUGUGUAAAUUCUUUAUACGUGGGCGUUGAUAACCGAAUGG
Messenger RNA from Schistosoma curassoni, 4696 nucleotides. The record is from the annotation of a GenBank genome assembly. Lineage: Eukaryota; Metazoa; Platyhelminthes; Trematoda; Strigeidida; Schistosomatidae.